Molecule: messenger RNA, 719 nt
Organism: Anneissia japonica
Lineage: Eukaryota; Metazoa; Echinodermata; Crinoidea; Comatulida; Comatulidae
Exons: 2
Coding region: 148-597 (149 amino acids)
Source: RefSeq, a predicted model, not a curated record
AAUAUUAAUAAUCCUAUAGGCAUGAUUGGGUACCGGUGAAUAUAAAACGCUCUCAUAUUAAUUCAGAAGACAUAUCAAGGCCAGAGAUCAUUAUAAUAUUUAUUCUUAAAUAUAUUAACGAUCUAUAAACCGACACUUUAUCACACCAUGGAAAACGUCAAAUCCAUAAUGCUGCUGUUUCUUAUUGUGGUUUGUGACAGUAGCUGUCCAUCUACUUGGUACGCCAUUCCUGGAAGCCGAUGCAUCAAAGUAGUCGUAGACGACAUGCAGUGGCAAAACAUAGGACCAAGUAAGACAUGCGAGAAGUUCUCCGAUGAUACAGCGGUUUCAACAUUUAUGCACGUGACCGAAGAAAACUACAAUGCUACAAAGUCGUUACUUUUAGAUCUAGUUCCUUGGUCAUCUCAAUACUAUGUGGAUUGGACCAAUGAUGGAACAGAUGUAUUUGAUAGCGAUGGAAAUGCCGUUUCUCUGUCUACCACCGCUCUCGUUUCAGGCAACUGCGUUAGUGUUGAUCUGACGACUGAUGAAGUGUAUGGAUCCUGCGGUGACACAACUGUUUCAUACGUUUGUGAAAUGAAACCAUGUGGUUAUUAGCAACGAUGUUGGAAAAUAAAGUGCGACGUCGACUGAAUCGCUGGAAUAAAUCGUAAAAAAUUGUGGAUGGUGUCGGUAUGGUGUCAUUUUGCUUUACGAUGUAUAUGCCUAGGCCUAUAUUU